AAACACCCACAAUGCUUGUCGUUCAUUCACCAGCACACAUCAUACAGUGGCCUCCUUACAGGCAUUCAAUGGUUCUUCCCACUCCUCCUCCUCCUCCUUUUACCUCGUCUAACCAGGAUCUUCCAACGUUCCAAUAUCAAUCGCACUUUGAAAAGCUCCCUCUCUGCUCUCUAUUAAAGUUCGCCGACACAACUGCAAACCCCCACCGCUCUUCAACUUUAGCCCGGCCACUUGCACGGUUCUGGUACAGCUCGUUCGCCCUCGCCGGUAUUUUUGCAUGCUUCCCUACAGUUUAUGUCGUCGGUUGAUUCUUGUAUCCCGAUUGCGUCUCGGGCUGAUGUCCCUCUUUCGUCCUGUCUGUCUCCAGCAGCAAAGCACCUUGUUCCUUGGCAUCGUCUUUUUGUUCAUCUUGAUCUCUUCUCAUUGGCAUACUCGUACAAGUACAAGUACAUGGGUCCAGCAGUCACAACAUCCGGCUUCUUCUAGAGUACUCGUAAAUCACCUUUCCAGGACCAAGAAGCCAGGCAAGGUACCCUUCAGGUACAUCUACCCGAGCCCAC
Molecule: messenger RNA, 560 nt
Organism: Trichoderma harzianum CBS 226.95
Lineage: Eukaryota; Fungi; Ascomycota; Sordariomycetes; Hypocreales; Hypocreaceae
Exons: 1
Coding region: 12-308 (98 amino acids)
Source: RefSeq, a predicted model, not a curated record